Linepithema humile (Argentine ant) is the source of this 1273-nucleotide messenger RNA. RefSeq names its product autophagy protein 5 (gene Atg5). Gene Ontology annotation, molecular function: Atg8-family ligase activity. Gene Ontology annotation, biological process: C-terminal protein lipidation; nucleophagy; autophagosome assembly. NCBI's taxonomy places the organism in Eukaryota, Metazoa, Arthropoda, Insecta, Hymenoptera, Formicidae. Gene Ontology annotation, cellular component: phagophore assembly site membrane; cytoplasm; Atg12-Atg5-Atg16 complex. The record is from RefSeq and is a predicted model, not a curated record.
AAAGAGAGUGAACAUUUUCAUUUACUGCUGUUAUAGAUUUGUAUAGAUUGUAGCUGUAAAAACGGAGUUCUAGCUAGCAAAUGUGUACAGUAAAAGCGUUCAAAAUUUGAGUACAAUGGCAAACGAUCGAGAAGUACUUCGAGAAAUAUGGGAUGGAAAAAUUCCAGUUUGUUUUACUCUUGAUUCUGAAGAAACCUGUGAAUUACAAGCACCGGAUCCAUUAUAUCUAAUGUUACCCAGGUUAAGUUACUUUCCACUGUGUACAGAAAAGGUGCGGAAGCAUUUCAUACGGCAUAUACAAAGUGAUACUAAACAAGAGCACGAGAUGUGGCUAGAAUUUAAUGGAAUUCCAUUAAAGUGGCAUUAUCCGAUCGGUGUAUUAUUGGAUAUUUAUUUUAACGAUAUUCAAUUACCUUGGAAUAUUGUUGUCCACUUUGAUAAGUUUCCAGAAAAUGUUUUAAUGCAUUGUCAAAAUAAAGAAAUUGUAGAAGCACACUUCCUUUCUUGCAUAAAAGAAGCUGAUGUUCUGAAGCACAGAGGCCAAAUUGUUUCUAGUAUGCAGAAAAAGGAUCACACACAGUUGUGGAAUGGUAUUAUGAACGAUAAGUUUGAUCAGUUUUGGUCUGUAAAUGGUAGACUUAUGGAAACUAACACUGAAGAAGGAUUCAAGUAUAUACCUUUUCGAUGUUAUACAAGUGAAGAUAAAUACAUACAGAAACUCGUAAAGCCAAUGAACGAAGAAGGCCAAAGAAAAACAUUGAAACAAUUGUUAAAUGAAGUGUUUCCAGAUCAAGAAAAUAUUGCAGUACGCACUCAUGGCAUUGUACCACCGUUAGAGACACCACUUCAAUGGAUGUCAGAGCAUUUAAGUUAUCCAGAUAAUUUUCUGCAUCUAAUCAUGAUCAUGUCGUAACACUUAUUGAAGAACAGAUUAUUUAAUGAUACACAUGACGAACACAUCAUUAAAUGAUAAAAUGUAAACAUUUCUGCAAUUAUUGCAGAAUAUUAUGUACACUAUUUAUAUAUUACUUUAUUGCUUAUAUAUAAUGGUAAAUUUAUUUUACAUACAUAAUAUAAGAAUAUGUAAGUACUCAACAUUUUUAAAUAUUCUAAAAAUGAUCUGAAAAUGAAUAUUUGAAUUAAAUUCGACUUGAACUUUCUGAGUACCCGCUCAUUCUUAGUAAGUGAAAUUUAUUAUGCUUGUUUCUGUUAUAUAAAAUAUUUUAAAAGAAUUAAAAUCUUGAUGUUAAUACAAAUAACUAAAUUUAUUGAA